Messenger RNA from Selaginella moellendorffii, 1152 nucleotides. Its product is annotated as DNA repair protein RAD51 homolog 2-like. Gene Ontology annotation, biological process: double-strand break repair via homologous recombination. Gene Ontology annotation, molecular function: single-stranded DNA binding; ATP hydrolysis activity; four-way junction DNA binding. The transcript has 13 exons. Gene Ontology annotation, cellular component: replication fork; Rad51B-Rad51C-Rad51D-XRCC2 complex. The record is from RefSeq and is a predicted model, not a curated record. Lineage: Eukaryota; Viridiplantae; Streptophyta; Lycopodiopsida; Selaginellales; Selaginellaceae. Bases 1 to 1068 code for a protein of 355 amino acids.
AUGGCGAACAGGUCGAUCGCCAGGAUGGGGCUCGACGAGGCCGUGGUUCGUCUCUUCGCAGCUCGCAAGAUCCACAAUGCCAAGGAUGCGCUGGGAUUGACAGAAAUGGAGCUCAUGGAACUCCUCGACAUGCCGAUGGAUUCUUUCGAGGCCGCGCUCGCGCGCAUCAACAAGAGCGUUUGUCCGCCAUUCAAGACGGUGCUCUCUAUCGUGCAAAUGCGAUCUAAGAACGAGGUUGCUAUGGGUCACCUCUCGACUACUUUGAAGCUCCUCGACGACGCCCUGUGUGGUGGGAUUCCAUUCGGUGUUAUCACUGAGCUUGUUGGACCCCCAGGCAUUGGGAAGACACAGCUCUGUCUCACUCUGUCGAUCCAGACGGUCAUUCCGACGAGCUUUGGUGGCCUUGGGGGCAGUGUUGUUUACAUUGACACUGAGCGAAAGUUUUCCACCACAAGGAUGAUGCAAAUAGGCUCCCACAAAUAUCCCGGGAUUUUUUGUAACGAGGCCAGUGUCCGAGAAAUUGCGCAGCGCAUGAUGAUAUUGACGCCUACUUCUGCUCCGGAGCUCGUAGAAAGCCUACAGAAACUGCAAUCUAUAAUACCUGAAGAUAAUGUCAAGCUCUUGGUGAUCGAUAGCAUUGCAACUUUACUGGAAGGAGACAACGAGGACGAGAUUUUCGAAAGGCAGGAGUUGCUUGGAAAGCAAGCAUCGUUGUUAAAGUACCUCGCCGAAUCAUGGAGACUUCCAGUCGUUGUGACAAAUCACGUGAGGGCCUCGGGCACAUACGAAGGAUAUGGUGAUGGUGAGUCAGAGCUUUGGGUCGCUCUGGGUACAGCUUGGGCGCAUGCUGUUAAUAUCAGACUUGUUCUAGAAGUUCGUGAAGGUCGUCGGUGUAUCCGUAUAGCGAAGUGUCCUGUGUCUCCUGCCAUUGCUAUGCCGUUUCUGGUAACGAGCUACGGCAUGGAAAUCGAUGGAAAUGAGUUUUGGCAAGUAAGCGAGCAAGAUGUCAUGGCUGUCUACAGAAACUAUGACGGUGAUGAUGACGAGGAGAUAAUUCGUUUCAACUGAUGACUAGUUUGCCUCCCGGGUGAUGUGGCUUAUACUGUGAAUAUUCGAACUGGGGAUGUAGCUCAGUUGGUAGAGUGAUCGCUU